Molecule: messenger RNA, 2865 nt
Organism: Crotalus tigris (Tiger rattlesnake)
Lineage: Eukaryota; Metazoa; Chordata; Lepidosauria; Squamata; Viperidae
Gene: BRF2
Product: BRF2 RNA polymerase III transcription initiation factor subunit
Exons: 5
Coding region: 139-1374 (411 amino acids)
Biological process (GO): transcription preinitiation complex assembly; transcription initiation at RNA polymerase II promoter
Cellular component (GO): nucleus; transcription preinitiation complex
Molecular function (GO): RNA polymerase II general transcription initiation factor activity; TBP-class protein binding
Source: RefSeq, a predicted model, not a curated record
UUCUGUUUCCUGUUUGAGGAAAAGAAAAUAAAACGAUUCAGUCCUCGGAGGGAGGGCGAAGUGGAGUUGUUUCUUUUAGGCAUACGGCCGUGGGAGGAUAGCCCCCCUCGUCCUCUGACUCGCAGUAAGGCUACUAAAAUGUCCACUCAGAAGAAGUGUCCAGAUUGUGGCUCCUUGGAAAUUGUGGAAGAUUCCCACUAUACUCAGAACCAGUUGGUGUGUGCAGAUUGUGGCUUUAUUCUAACUGAAGGACUUCUCACAACUACGUAUGCUGAUGAAGAACAUUUACAAGAAGUGACAUAUUCACGAAGUACUGGUCAAAGUGACCAGCUGAGCCGCUGCUUGCAGCGAGGAAUCAGACGGGUUCGGGAUCUCUGCAAAGUUCUCCGACUUCCUCCUCUGUUUGAAGAUACAGCCGUGUCUUAUUAUCAACAGGCAAUCAAAUGCCCCUGCUUUGCUUUGGUCAGUUUGGAGAAGAAGGAGAUAAUUAUAGGUUGCUGUGUUUUCGUGACCUGUAGACAGCACAACUGGCCCUUGACAAUGGGCACUGUCUCCUUGCUGCUUUAUGCAGACAAGGAAUUGUUUGCCAGAACCUACCUGCGGUUUUUGAAGGAAUUGGCACUGGAUGUACCAACUCUGAGCUUGAUCGAUCUUGUGAAAACACACCUCAACAGCUUUAAGCUUUUCCAGGAAUCAUCCGACAUCCCAGCCAAAUUUCUGGAAGAUAAGGAGAAGCUGUUGGCAAGGACAAUCCAGAUAGUGGAGCUUGCCAGCGAGACAUGGCUGGUGACUGGUCGGCACCCCAUCCCCAUUGUGAUGGCAGCAGCCUUUUUGGCCUGGCAGUCUUUGCGACCUGUUGACCGUCUCGCUUGCACCCUUACAAAGUUCUGCAAGCUUGCUGGCAUGGACAUGCCACGGCCAGCCCCACAAAGACUGAAGGAACUGCAUAACAUCCUCCUUCAGAUGGCCUCUCAGCUGGGUUGGCUGCGAGGGCUCAAAGUGGACCGGAGGACUGUGUCGAAAUACAUUGGAGACUUGCUGCAACAUCGCCGUGUGCUUCUACGGGCGGCUUUCCGUACGGUGGAUACCACCGAAGACUGUGAGGCUGAGAACUCCACCGCACCGCCAGACCAGCAGCCUAUGAAAGCAACCGCGGCUUUGACAGGAGAGGAUUCCAUUGCUGGGAAGAAGCGGAUGCCGUUGCUUCCGCCUUGUAUCCUGUACCCAGCAAAGAAGCCUCGAGCCAGCAAUCCAGACCCUGAAGGCCCAACCAUCACAGGGGAAGAGCCCAUUUUAGACAGUGAGAUUGAACAAUACAUCCGGACUCCAGAAGAAAGAGAACUGUUUAGCAAAAUGCAGGUUCGCCUAUGCUAGUGAAGGUAUUUAGUGAGUCUUAAAAGCCUGCAGUCAAUGACAACAGGGGUUGGGUUCCUUAUAGUCCGUAGUUCCAGAGGAAUUUCUCUCCUGAAAUUAGACGAAGUCUUCUUGUUCAGAUCAUGAUCUUUAAGAAAAUAACCAGCUCAUAUUUUAAUAGGCAUUGGUUGGGAUUUCCUAGAUCCACAGUGUAAGCGAUGUAGAAGGAAGCAGAUUGGGGAAAACAGUGAUAGAAUAUGAGUUGUAAAAUCUUUUGCUAGAUGUUGAAAGAAAUGUUAGACUGCUCUUUGGCCUAGAUGUGUGUUGGUUAAAUGAACACCAAUACGCUUCUACCACUUUUUCCAGUCCUGGACAUCAGAAAUAUUUGGAUUUAAUCUUACUAUAUUGAAGUGUAAUGAUCUGCAUCAGAUACGCUCCUGGUUUAUUUUGCCUCUUCUGUUUUGAAUUGGAGCAUUCUUCUUUUCAGUCCAAACACUGCUUUGCGUGUUGUUUUAGAGGUUUCCCAUAUGGGUCUGGUAACACUGAAGGUAAACAUUCAUUUAGCAUUCAAUGGAUUAAGUGGACUUGGGCUCUGCAGCCACUGACUGAUUUUGAAAGUGAUUCCAUAAGUAGUGUAGAAAAGGGCAUAUUGCAAUAAUUCCCAUAUCUGGUCAUCUGGGGGGGGGGCACACAAGAGGAAUAAGGUUGUGCAUGCUAUGAUGUCAUGCAAAUAGGUUAAUUGUCCUAUGUAUAAAUGGGAUGAAAUUGGCAUAUCCCUUUAAAUCUUAUGUGUGAAACUCCACUUAUGUUUUUUUCUCCUUGCUAUUUGGCUAGUACCUACAACCUUUUGUAUUUGACUUCAGCUAUAUAUAUUAAAAAGUUACAAUAAAAGGGUUUGAGAAGAAUUAGCCCAAUUGAGAUGAUAAACACCUUUUGAAUGGGUGCACAAGUUGGGCUUUUCCAGCCCUCCUGAAUAGGUAGGUGGGAAAGCCAUUUAUUAAGAGUGUGGUGGAGAUUUGCCCCCUAUCCCCAGUGUCCGAGAUGAGCAAUUUAGUUGCUUGAAUGGCUGUUCAAUUCACACAUCCUUUAAGUGUUGGGUAAGUGAGUCCCAUUGCUUGGAAUCAGUAUACAAGUUUGAUUUAUGACUGCUCAAAUAUUAAAGUGUGUGGGUUGAGAUGGCAAAGCAUGGGUGGAACAUAAGAGCAAUACCUGCUUCAUUUGGAUAUUGCAGUUCUUUUAAUAUAUUAAACAAGAAAUAUCUGCUAAAAACAGUUCAUUUGUAUAAAAUGCAAACACAACAAAAAUGUAUUAAACGCUUUCUUUGGCACGGCUGUCUCUCAAAGAGCUCUGGUUUUGAUUUGUCAUUUGCACAAAAUGUAAACCAACAAAAAGAAAGGGUACUUAUACAAAGAUUUGCCCAAUAAUAAUAUUUCAUUCUAGCAAGCAUAUAUAACAAGUCCAGCAUUGCCAAUAUCAUGUGGGUUGCAAUAUUGCCCUAUAAAAUAGUUAAGG